CCGGCGUGCCGAUCGGUGACGUGGCGGGCGCUGACGUUGCUGUGGUGACGCGGCCAUCUUGUGUGCCGGGUUGGGUCCCAGCGGCUGGAGGAGCGCAGCGGUAUAUUGUGGUCAAACGAACAAAAGAUGAUGGAGGAAAGUGGGAUUGAGACAACACCUCCCACAACCCCACCACCAAAUACUUCCAUGACAACAAGCAACCCUCCAAUUUCAACAGUUCUACCUAGCACUUUACCUAAUCCCAUUACUACCUCCAUUUCAGCCAUGUCUCCCCAAGUCUUUUCGACACCUCCUCAUCCUAGAACCCACAUGCCACCUGUUAGGUCCUCUACACCCCUAACUGCUGUUGCAUCCCCUAUUCAUCCAGCUGCUGGUCAUUCUGGUGCUGCAGCUUAUGGCUUUCCUCCUUCGAUGCCUUCUAUGGGCUCUCCUGCUGGUCCUGCCUUUUCUGCACCUCCAGCAGGUCCACCCACCACUGGGUUCUCCAUGUCUACAAACUACGACAUCACUCGAGGCCAUGCUGGGAGAUCUCCACAAACCCCGUUGAUGCCAAUUUUUUCUGCAUCUGGCACAGGAGUUGUUCCAGGUGCCAUGACUCAGGCCCCUACUCCUGCUGGAAGUGGCUCCUCCAUUACUUUCCCAGUGGAACCUGAGGACCCCAGGAUGUCUGCACACUAUGACCAAAGUGGUGCUGGAGGCGGAUUAUGGGGCUUCUUUAAGGGUGUGGCAGGGAACUCCGUUGUGAAAUCAGUUUUGGACAAAACAAAGCAUUCUGUUGAGUCGAUGAUCACCACGCUGGAUCCAGGCAUGGCUCCCUACAUCAAAUCAGGUGGUGAUUUGGAUAUCUUGGUAACUUCUAAUAAAGAGGUUAAAGUGGCAGCUAUUCGAGAUGCUUUCCAGGAAAUCUUUGGAUUGGCCACGGUUACCGGGGAAGCUGGCCAGUCAAAUAUUGCUCCACAACCUAUUGGGUAUGCGGCAGGAUUAAAGGGAGCUCAGGAAAGAAUAGAUAGUCUGAGGAGAUUGGGGUUGAUGCAUGAAAAGCAGGUGACCGUUUCUGUUGAGAACUUCAUUGCAGAAUUGCUCCCAGACAGGUGGUUUGACAUAGGAUGUCUGAUCCUUGAAGAUCCAGCUCAUGGUAUUUGCUUAAAAAAUUUCACACAAGCAACACCAGUGCCUUCAGAAUUUGUGCAACAGGCACAAAACCUUACGCCAGCUGACUACAACCUGAGAUGGUCUGGUUUGAUGGUGACAAUAGGUGAAGUUUUGGAGAGGAGUAUACCCCACGUCAGUCGCAAUGAUUGGCAUAUCGUGUUUACAGGCAUGUCUCGAAGACAGAUGAUCUACAGUGCAGCCAAAGCCUUAGCAGGGAUGUACAAGCGACAACUGCCAUCAAAGUCCAUUUAACCAUCAAAACUGUGGCCCACUGUUCUAAGGGGAUUUUUUUUAAAUCUCAGUGCACUUCCUGCACAAGAACUGUUUAAACAUUGAUGUAUUUUUAUAUAUUCAAAUCAGAAGUGCAGUCUCUGAGGCAAAACUCUCCCAUCUACCAGCAUAGGAACUGGUUAAUUGGAACAUUCCAGAAACUGAAUGUGAUCCUUUGUGAUGGGAACUAUUUUAAAAUAUGCAUUUUCUUUAUUCUCACUUUAUACUAAAAAUAGUUUGUUACAAUUACUUUGAUAGAUACUGUCGCAAAAUGCAAAUUGAGGUACUAAGCAUUAGCAAUGCUUGUCUCUAUAUUCCUGCCACCUAAUCAUAAAUACACAUUUGUGUCCAAGAGUGACUUAAUGUGCAUGGAAUAAUGUGCAGGUAGUUCUGUUCUUUGCUUCUAUCCUUGUAACAUGAGCUUAUAAGGUAACGACAUUCAAAAUGAUGGAUAUAUGAUUUACGUUGAAACUUGUCAACCCACACUUUUGAAAAAAAUCUGAUAAAUGGUCAAGGUGAAUUGUCACAAGGUUAAAUGAAAGAUUUUAUUUUAAAUAAAAUGCAAACACUAUUAUUUGAGAAACCUUAAUCAACCCCUCUCUACUGCCAAGUCAAGACAAGGCUCAUUGGAAGUAUCAUUGGCCUAUUUUGUUAUUCUUUGUAAAGGAAAUAAAACGGAAAUAUCAGAAAUGACAUCAGUAUUUCCUUUGUAAUCUUAAUUUAAUUUUGGCAUUUAUCAGAAUUGUUUUUAAUUAAUUUUCUCCAUUGAGACGAUGCUAGUUAGCUUCCAUUGCAAUAUGCUGCACUGUAAUGGUUGGUACAUAAUUGAUUGCUUUCUUGAAAUGUGCAAUUAAUCAUAAUGCAAGUAGUUUACAAAUAAACCUUUGCCAAAAUACUUUAGUGCUAUGAACUGAAGUUUUAAACAGUAACUGUUUGAAUAUAGUUGGUCCAAUUAGAAGAUAAUAAUUUAGUUGUUGCCUGAUGGUUAAAUGAAGAGUUGAAAAUAGUCCCCAAAAAAUAGUUUAGUUGUAAUUUUCUGCCAAAUGAAUCGCUGCAUUCAUUUUAUUUUGCCUCUUCCCAAUUCAACAAUGUGCAAAA
Molecule: messenger RNA, 2520 nt
Organism: Amblyraja radiata (thorny skate)
Lineage: Eukaryota; Metazoa; Chordata; Chondrichthyes; Rajiformes; Rajidae
Gene: prrc1
Product: proline-rich coiled-coil 1
Exons: 9
Coding region: 127-1404 (425 amino acids)
Biological process (GO): activation of protein kinase A activity
Cellular component (GO): cytoplasm
Molecular function (GO): protein kinase A regulatory subunit binding
Source: RefSeq, a predicted model, not a curated record